Molecule: messenger RNA, 1992 nt
Organism: Nezara viridula (southern green stink bug)
Lineage: Eukaryota; Metazoa; Arthropoda; Insecta; Hemiptera; Pentatomidae
Source: the annotation of a GenBank genome assembly
AUGACUAAACUCGACUCGAAGAGUGCGCUAACAGCAGGAAAGAUGAAGAUGCCUAUUGUGGGUCUAGGCACCUGGCAGUCCACACCGGAAGAAAUUGAAAUCGCUGUGAACGCAGCUAUCGAUGCAGGUUACAGGCACAUCGACACAGCGCAUGUCUAUGCCAACGAAUCUGCCAUUGGAGCGGCGCUGAAGAAAAUUUUUGACAGUGGAAAAAUCACUAGAGAAGAACUAUUCAUCGUCACAAAGUUACCAUUCAGUGGCAACAGAGCCGAAGAUGUUGAACCUUUUAUUAAAAAGUCACUGGAAGAGUUACAGCUUGAUUAUGUAGAUUUAUAUUUGAUUCACUUUCCGGCUGGGCUUGUCAAUAAGGGUUUCGAUAACUUGUUUCCUACGGAUGAAAAAGGGCAGCUCUUAAUGGACAAAAGUACAAAUAUUUUAGAAUUGUGGAAGGGCAUGGAAGCACAAGUCGAUGCAGGACGAACUAAAAGUAUUGGUAUAUCCAAUUUUAACCAAAGCCAAACUAAACGAAUUCUCGACAACUGCCGCAUUCCUCCCGCAAAUAUUCAAGUAGAAUUACAUGUUUAUCUCCAGCAGAAAGAGUUGGUGUCUUUCUGCAAAAAGAAUGGUGUGACUGUAUGUGCCUAUGCUCCAAUUGGCUCACCUGGGCACAAGAAUUUGCUAGAAAAACAAGGAUUUUCUACUGAAGGGUUGAAAGUUAUUUCUCCUCUGGAAGAUCCUGUAAUUAAAGAAAUCGCAAAGAAGUACAACAAGCAGCCUUCACAAGUCUUAUUGAGGUACCUCAUUGAAUAUGGAGUUGCUGUUAUACCAAAAAGUAUUAAUCCAGAGAGGAUCAAACAAAAUUUUGAUGAAUGGACAACGUACUGCCAGUAUUGCGAUCCCCAGACCAAGGAAUUGAUAACCUGCAGAGCCGGCUGUUACGUUUGUUUCCCUCAAAUCUCUACCAGUUCUUUAACCAAGAUGACUAAACUCGACUCGAAGAGUGCGCUAACAACAGGAAAGAUGAAGAUGCCUAUUGUGGGUCUAGGCACCUGGCAGUCCACACCGGAAGAAAUUGAAAUCGCUGUCAACGCAGCCAUCGAUGCAGGUUACAGGCACAUCGACACAGCGUAUGUCUAUGCUAACGAAUCUGCCAUUGGAGCGGCGCUAAAGAAAAUAUUUGACAGUGGAAAAAUCACUAGAGAAGAACUAUUCAUCGUCACAAAGUUACCAGGCAUUGGCAACAGAGCCGAAGAUGUUGAACUUUUUAUUAAAAAGUCACUGGAAGGGUUACAGCUUGAUUAUGUAGAUUUAUAUUUGAUUCACUGUCCGGCUGGGCUUGUCAAUAAGGGUUUCGAUACCUUGCAUCCAACGGAUGAAAAAGGGCAGCUCAUAAUGGAUAAAAGUACUAAUAUUUUAGAAGUGUGGAAGGCUAUGGAAGCACAAGUCGAUGCAGGAAGAACUAAAAGUAUUGGUAUAUCUAAUUUUAACCAAAGCCAAACUAAACGAAUUCUCGACAACUGCCGCAUUCCUCCCGCAAACAUUCAAGUAGAAUUACAUGUUUAUCUCCAGCAGAAAGAGUUAGUGUCAUUCUGCAAACAGAAUGGUGUGACUGUAUGUGCCUAUGCUCCAAUUGGCUCACCUGGGCACAAGGAUUUUUUAGAAAAACAGGGACUUUCGGCUGAAGGGUUGAAAGUUAUUUCUCCUUUGGAAGAUCCUGUAAUUAAAGGAAUCGCAAAGAAGUACAACAAACAGCCUUCACAAGUCCUAUUGAGGUACCUUAUUGAAUAUGGAGUUGCUGUUAUACCAAAAAGUAUUAAUCCAGAGAGGAUCAAACAAAAUUUUGAUAUUUUCGAUUUUGAGCUCACAAAAGAAGAAUUUGAAAAAAUCAGCGGAUUGGACCGAGGAGAAGAUGGAAGGAUGUUUGGCGGCAGAAAAAUUAUUGGCUACUUCAAUCUUUUAGAAACUCAUCCUGAAUUUCCCUUCCCAAAAUAA